AGAAAGAGCAAGAAGAAAGAAUCAAAAGAUGCGUGCGAUUUGAUCCAUAAUUGCAACUAAGGACCUCGUCAAUUUGAGAAACAUCAAAUCAACCCCAACCUUUAGUUCCGCCAUCUCUACAAAAUCGUUCCCUUUCCAACUCUGCCUCCCUCGUCCGGACAGAUCGCAUCAGAGACCAUGGAGGUUGAAGAAGAAGUGAGACGUAUCGUGGAGCAGGUGAAGGACCUCCACGACUCAGCCACCUCAUUCGUGGCUUCUUCAUCCCACGAAGAGCUCUCUCUCCGCAAGAGAUCCUCCGCCGUCGAGGCAUCAAUCACCCGCCUACACUCCACCCUCGUCUCCGACAAGCAUCUCGAUCCCAAGCUCUUCGACAAGCUGGAGGAGGAUCUGCAACGAGCUAGAUGCAUGCUUGCCGAUGGGGACUCUUCCUCCUUCCUCCCCUCCAAACCUCAAGGACGCUUUGUAAGAAUGUUCUUGGGACCUGUCAAUGUUCGAGCCUCGAGGAAAGAUAUACAGCUUAAAGUCAAAGAAGAAUACAAUAGCUACAGAGAUAGGACGGCUCUUCUUUUUCUUGUUUUCCCAGCAAUACUUUUGACCCUGAGAUCUUAUGUCUGGGGUGGAUGUUUGCCUGCUUUCCCUGUUCAGCUCUACGAGGCUUGGCUUCUGUUCCUUUAUGCUGGUUUGGCUAUGCGAGAGAACAUAUUGAGAGCCAACGGGAGUGACAUCCGUUCCUGGUGGCUUUAUCAUCAUUAUUGUGCCAUGGCUAUGGCCCUUGUCAGUCUCACUUGGGAAAUCAAAGGUCAACCAAACUGUGUUCAGAAGCAGAAAGGAGUCCGUCUUUUCCUCCAAUGGGCUAUGAUGCAAGGUGUUGCGAUGCUUCUGCAAAAUAGAUAUCAGCGCCAACGAUUAUACACUCGCAUUGCACUUGGAAAGGCUAAGAGAAUGGACGUUGUAUGGGGAGAAACGGCUGGAGUAGAUGGGCAAUUAUGGCUGUUAUGUCCUCUUUUGUUCACUUUACAGGGCUUUGAAGCAUACGUUGGUCUGCAGUUACUAAGGACAGCGUUAACUGGGGUAGUCGCCGAGUGGCAGGUGUUGAUCUGUGGCAUUCUUCUGGUUGUGAUGGCCGUUGGAAACUUCAUAAACACAGUAGAGACAUUGAUGGUUAAGUCGAGAUUCAAGGCUAAGAUGAAGAGAAGUAAAAGCAGAGCGGAGCUUGAUUAAACUGCUUUACUUAUAUUGACUACAGCUUCAUAGUUCCCAACUUCGGAUCUUUCUCCCCAUUAUUUAUUUUUACUUGAUAAAUUUUGUUUGCUUGGGGCACAAGUACCUAAGGUUCUUGAAAAAAGGAAAUUGACCCUUUCUUUUUAUGUAAAUGGAAGUGGGAAUUGAUAGUUGAUGGGUUGGGUUUUGUAGAUUUUUCAACAAACAUUUGUUGGGUUUCUAGUCAUUAGAUUCUCAAUAGAUUGUCGUUGACUGAUUUGUAUGUCUUUGUGCUUGGAACUUAACACUAGUUUGAAAAAGGUAGCUUCCUCGUUAAGGUUUUAAA
Molecule: messenger RNA, 1546 nt
Organism: Brassica rapa (field mustard)
Lineage: Eukaryota; Viridiplantae; Streptophyta; Magnoliopsida; Brassicales; Brassicaceae
Product: transmembrane protein 120 homolog
Cellular component (GO): membrane
Source: RefSeq, a predicted model, not a curated record